GCCUCCUUGUGGCUCAAUUUUCCCGUCGUUGUGACAGGCGCUCAGCUGUGGAUGGAGACACGAACACAUGCACACGCAAUUCUCUCUCUCUCUCUCCCUCACUCCACGCGCACGUCCGUCGGUCCACUGGAGCCCGUCCAGCCUCCUUUACUCGACUGACGACGGCCGCCGGAGCAUGCAGUCCUCCUCCGCGGCUCUUUCGGCCACAAACGCCCGUCAGAAGCUGACCACUCUCGCCCGGCGAAAGUGACACCCAGGCGGGGAGGAGGAGGAAGAAGCUUGGAUGGAAGACAGCUAGCGCGAGGUUCCCCCACCGUGGAGCCAUUUCUUCAGUUUGAUUUCUUCUUUAAUCGGGUUUCUUCUUGGAAGGUUGCCCCCCACUUGAAGCUGCCACCGGCGGCUGCGGGCCGUCGUCGUCGUCGUCGUCCACCAUGGCGAGCGAACGGUGAGUCUCGUUUGUGUCUGUCGAGUCCAAACUCCCAUUCCGGAUUUUAAAUUUGGCGUCACGAUAAACAACCGCGGGGGGGGGCUCCGCAAAGAGACUGCAAUCAACCAAGUGGAGGAUUUUUUUUUUUUUUUUUUCUCGGGUUUGUUUCUUCUCGUGCUUCCCCGGGCACUAUGGCCGGUGAGUGGGGCUGGGGACGCCGGGCCGGGCUCCCCGAGGCUCCCCCAUGCUAGCCGAGGCGGAUGGCUUGGUCCCCCAUGGCAGCGACAGCUCUAUGAGGACAAGCGAUAGCGACCCCCCUCCGCCCAAAGCCGCCGCCGCCGACUCCUCGAUCCUCAUCUCCAAGAUGCAAGACGUCGUCAUUCCGUUCUCGUCCGAGGUGCCCUGCGACAAUAAUGGGCAGCGCAUGUGGUGGGCGUUCCUCGCCUCCUCCAUGGUGACCUUCUUCGGGGGGCUCUUCAUCAUCCUGCUGUGGAGGACCCUCAAGUACCUGUGGACCGUGUGCUGCCACUGCAACGUCAAAAGCAAGGAGGCUCAGAAAGUGAACAACCCCGCCAACAAUCAAGCAGCAGACAGGGCACUAAAGGGUCCUGAUGAGAAGACUGAGGAGGUCCCGGCCAGUGAGGUGGGAUGGAUGACUUCGGUCAAAGACUGGGCCGGCGUCAUGAUCUCGGCGCAGACCCUCACUGGCAGAGUUCUGGUGGUGUUAGUAUUUGCACUCAGCAUCGGGGCCCUUGGAAUAUACUUUAUAGACUCCUCAGACCCUAUAGAAUCCUGCCAGAAUUUCUACCAAGACUUCACGUUACAGAUCGACAUGGCCUUCAAUGUCUUCUUCCUCCUUUAUUUCGGUCUGCGGUUUAUAGCAGCCAAUGACAAGCUGUGGUUCUGGCUCGAGGUCAACUCGGUGGUGGACUUCUUCACCGUCCCUCCCGUCUUCGUCUCCGUCUACCUGAACAGAAGCUGGCUCGGUUUAAGAUUCCUGAGAGCGCUAAGAUUGAUACAGUUCUCGGAAAUCUUACAGUUUCUGAAUAUCUUGAAAACAAGCAAUUCCAUCAAGCUGGUGAACCUGUGUUCCAUCUUCAUAAGCACAUGGCUCACCGCUGCAGGAUUCAUACAUUUGGUGGAAAACUCAGGGGAUCCUUGGGAAGACUUCCAAAACUCCCAGUCGCUCUCCUAUUGGGAAUGUGUCUACUUACUGAUGGUGACCAUGUCCACUGUGGGCUACGGGGAUGUCUAUGCAAAAACCGCCUUGGGGCGCCUGUUCAUGGUCUUCUUCAUCCUCGGUGGUUUGGCCAUGUUUGCCAGCUACGUCCCUGAAAUCAUAGAGUUAAUAGGAAACCGCAAGAAAUAUGGUGGUUCCUAUAGUGCGGUUAAUGGGAGAAAGCAUAUUGUGGUCUGCGGUCAUAUUACCCUCGAAAGUGUCUCCAACUUCCUCAAAGACUUCCUACACAAGGACAGGGAUGAUGUCAAUGUAGAAAUUGUUUUUCUUCAUAAUAUUUCCCCUAAUCUUGAGCUGGAAGCCUUGUUCAAGCGUCAUUUUACACAAGUAGAGUUCUACCAGGGAUCUGUGCUCAACCCGCACGACUUGGCUCGAGUCAAGAUCGAGUCAGCAGACGCCUGUCUCAUCCUCGCCAAUAAAUACUGCGCUGAUCCAGAUGCUGAAGAUGCCUCCAACAUCAUGAGGGUCAUCUCAAUCAAGAACUACCAUCCCAAGAUCCGAAUAAUAACACAGAUGCUUCAAUAUCACAAUAAGGCCCAUCUGCUGAACAUUCCGAGCUGGAACUGGAAGGAGGGCGACGAUGCCAUCUGCCUGGCCGAGCUGAAAGCGGGCUUCAUCGCCCAGAGCUGCCUGGCCCAGGGCCUGUCCACCAUGCUGGCCAACCUCUUCUCCAUGAGGUCCUUCAUCGAGAUCGAGGAGGACACCUGGCAGAAAUAUUAUCUCGAGGGAGUGGCGAACGAGAUGUACACAGAGUAUUUGUCCAGUGCCUUCGUGGGCCUCUCCUUCCCCACUGUGUGCGAGCUGUGCUACGUGAAGCUGAAGCUGCUCCUCAUUGCCAUCGAGUACAAGUCGGAGCAGAGAGAGAGCAGCAUCCUCAUCAACCCGGGCAACCAUGUCAAGAUGCAGGAAGGAACGCUGGGCUUUUUCAUCGCCAGCGACGCCAAGGAAGUAAAGAGAGCUUUUUUCUACUGUAAAGCUUGUCACGAUGACAUCACCGACCCGAAGCGGAUCAAGAAGUGCGGCUGCAAGCGACUGAUUUAUUCCAAGAUGUCCGUCUACAAGCGAAUGAAACUGGCAUGUUGUUUUGAUUGCGGCCGUUCAGACCGAGACUGCUCUUGCAUGUCAGGCAGUGUACAUAGUAACAUGGACACCCUUCAGAGGGCCUACCCACUUUCCUCUGUGUCUGUUCAUGAUUGCGCAACCACGUUACGUGCCUCCAAAUAUAAGUAUAAUGGAUAUGUCAGAUCACUCGAAGACGAGCAUCCGUCAACGCUCUCGCCCAAAAAAAAGCAGCGCAACGGAGGGAUGCGGAACUCGCCCAACUGCUCUCCCAAAAUGAUGAGACACGACCCUCUUCUAAUACCCGGUAAUGAACAAAUCGAAAACAUGGACAUGAAUGUGAAGAGGUAUGACUCCACCGGAAUGUUUCACUGGUGCCCAUCAAAAGACAUCGAAAAAGUCAUCCUGACCCGGAGUGAAGCCUCCAUGACGGUCCUGAGCGGCCAUGUGGUGGUCUGUAUAUUUGGGGAUGUCACGUCCGCUUUAGUGGGGCUGCGAAACCUGGUGAUGCCUUUAAGAGCCAGCAAUUUCCAUUAUCAUGAACUCAAGCCCAUUGUUUUUGUGGGCUCGCUGGACUAUCUGCGGCGAGAGUGGGAGACGCUACACAACUUCCCCAAGGUCUCCAUCUUGCCUGGGACGCCAUUAAGUCGGGCAGAUUUAAGGGCUGUCAACAUCAACCUCUGCGACAUGUGCGUAAUACUGUCAGCCAAUCAGAACAAUAUCGAAGAUGCUUCGCUACAAGAUAAAGAAUGCAUCUUGGCAUCGCUCAACAUCAAGUCUAUGCAGUUUGAUGACAGCAUCGGAGUCUUGCAGGCUAAUUCCCAAGGUUUCACGCCUCCUGGAAUGGACAGGUCAUCUCCAGACAGCAGUCCAGUACAUGGCUUCGUGCGUCAGGCUUCCGUCACCACCGGAUCCAACAUCCCCAUCAUCACAGAAUUAGAUAAGCCGGGCAAACCGCUGCCGUCGCUUUCGCUCAGUCAGGAAAAAAAAAGCGGGACCAACAUACAAAUGAUAACAGAGUUGGUGAACGACUCGAACGUUCAGUUCCUGGACCAAGAUGACGACGACGACCCCGACACGGAACUGUACCUCACGCAGCCCUUCGCCUGUGGCACCGCCUUCGCCGUCAGUGUCCUCGACUCCCUGAUGAGCGCCACGUACUUUAAUGACAACAUCCUCACACUGAUCAGGACGCUGGUCACUGGAGGAGCCACACCAGAGCUGGAGGCCCUGCUGGCCGAGGAGAAUGCCCUGCGAGGCGGCUACAGCACGCCGCAGACGCUGGCGAAUAGAGACAGGUGUCGCGUCGCUCAGCUCGCCCUCUACGACGGGCCCUUCGCUGACUUGGGGGAUGGCGGCUGCUAUGGGGAUUUGUUCUGCAAAGCACUGAAGACGUACAACAUGCUGUGUUUUGGAAUCUACAGAUUAAGAGACGCUCAUCUAAGUUCCCCAAGCCAGUGUACAAAACGAUACGUGAUCACCAACCCACCGUACGAGUUUGAGCUGGUGCCCACGGACUUGAUCUUCUGCCUCAUGCAGUUCGACCACAACGCGGGUCAGUCUCGGACCAGCUUGUCCCACUCGUCCCACUCCUCUCAUUCCUCCAGCAAGAAGAGCUCGUCGGUCCACUCCGUCCCAGCCUCCAACCGGCAGAACCGCAGCAGUAAAACCCGGGAAGCCCGAGACAAACAGAAUGCAACAAGGAUGAAUAGAAUGGGCCCAGAAAAGAAAUGGUUUACAGAUGAACCGGACAACGCCUACCCACGGAACAUUCAGAUCAAGCCCAUGAGCACUCACAUGGCCAAUCAAGUCAACCAGUACAAAUCCACAAGUAGUUUGAUCCCGCCCAUCCGAGAAGUUGAAGACGAAUGCUGAACCGCUUUUAACGUUUUAGCUCGCUCGCUCGGCAGACAUCUUGGAAGAGUUCGCCCAUGACGAUAGGACGUGCUUCAGUCUUCUAAUACCAGAACUGGACAGGACACCGAACUGGACCUGCUAUGUGUAUACCUUUAAUGUUACUUCCAUGCUCUUUGGACAUUGUUUUAUUUAUUGAUGUAUCCAUAGAGAUGUAAAUAAUGACAAUCAAAUAACGCAUUGUACAGCCCCCCUCCUCCCCCCUAGCACUUUUUUUGAAUUAUUAUUUGAGGAUUCAGUGAGUGAGCGAGAAAGUACUUCCUAUAAUGCUUUGCAAUAGUUUGUUAAGGCUACACUAAGGAUGAUUGCUGAUUGGAUGAUGAGGCUCGCAUCAUCACCCCAAAGAUCUUACAGGACGCGACUCUUCCAACCAGCCGGGCUCUCCAUCUUGUGUACUUCUAUUUGCACUACCAAAAAAAAAAAAGAAAGAAAAAAACUUUAACUUACUCAUCUUCAGAAAGAACGAAGGUUUUGGAGAAGAGACUAUGUACGACCCCAUUAUGUUGAUCCAUUCAUCUGUAGUUGAAUGAAGAAACAAGCCAAGUAGCCUCAGAAGGUUAAGAAGAAAGACCACCCAACCACGUUUGAGCAGAAAAGCAGCAGCAGCUUUUGAAAUCACAAAAACAAACAAACAAACAAAAAAGAACCGCUGUUCCAAAAAAAAAAAAAAAAAAAGUGCCACGUAUCGCGUAAAAGUGGGCGCCCACAGGGUCCUCUUCUGACCUCAAGAGACGACUGGCUGCCUGGCAUGGGGUUGGCACGGAGGCUGCAAAAAAAAAAAAAAGCGCUUGGAUGUUCUCCGUUGCCAAUCCCAGAUGUCAAUCGCCUCAAAUAAACCCCAAAAGAACCCAAAAAAAAAAAAGGAAAUGAAGCUGCUCUGUGCUGGUGCUCAAGGAAAGGAGCAAAAGGCUCAAACGUGGUUGGGCGCUUGCCGUUUUUGUUCACUAAGGACACACAAAACAUUUGAUUUUUUCAAAUAAUAGUUGGAAAAUACAAGACAGGUACAUAUCAUUUGCGUUAUGCCCCCCGCCCAUGACAUCUAUGCUUUAUCGAAAGAGUAUUUUUUUAACUCGCUAACCGCCAUCUUCAGCCUGGCAGCUCGCCUCUGCAAAAGUCACCUGAAACUGAAGCUUACUUGGACAAAUAAGCUAAAUGAAGCCUCCUUAGCUACGAGCACGCUGACUGAACAAAUGGUUUAAAUAUAUAUAUAUAUAUAUAGAAAUAUAUAUCUAAAAGAGUUGUAACAAUAGAUAGUAUUCACUGACGUCACGGUGAUGCCUGGUCUCGCGAGCCAGGUUUUGGUCAACAGUCUUGGUGAGAUGCAAGUCUAAACGAGCUUUGAUUCACAGAAUCGCUCCGUACGAAGCAAAGGACGACUUCUCAACUAUGAAAUCUUGCCGAAUGGAAGUGUGCCCCACAAAAUGGCCACCGUGUCGACGGUCUCAGUUCCGCGACGUUACGUCAGUGCUGUCUUAAUAAUUGUUGACCUAAAUUAGGUCCCGAGUGUGAAGACGAAAGGGAGUGCACACAUUGCAAAGUGUGACCAUGUCGGUUGUUUUAAUGUGUGUGUGUGUUUUUUUUUUUUCGUUUGUUUUUUUUUUUAUCAUUUUUGCAAAAUACGAUUUAAAA
Syngnathoides biaculeatus (alligator pipefish) is the source of this 6266-nucleotide messenger RNA. It is a transcript of the gene kcnma1a, whose product is annotated as potassium large conductance calcium-activated channel, subfamily M, alpha member 1a. Gene Ontology annotation, cellular component: postsynaptic membrane. Bases 672 to 4598 code for a protein of 1308 amino acids. Gene Ontology annotation, molecular function: large conductance calcium-activated potassium channel activity. The record is from RefSeq and is a predicted model, not a curated record. NCBI's taxonomy places the organism in Eukaryota, Metazoa, Chordata, Actinopteri, Syngnathiformes, Syngnathidae. Gene Ontology annotation, biological process: potassium ion transport; transmembrane transport. The transcript is spliced from 33 exons.